Molecule: messenger RNA, 2050 nt
Organism: Thalassophryne amazonica
Lineage: Eukaryota; Metazoa; Chordata; Actinopteri; Batrachoidiformes; Batrachoididae
Gene: mfsd1
Product: major facilitator superfamily domain containing 1
Exons: 17
Coding region: 58-1446 (462 amino acids)
Biological process (GO): transmembrane transport
Cellular component (GO): lysosome
Molecular function (GO): transmembrane transporter activity
Source: RefSeq, a predicted model, not a curated record
UUGGGAGCUGCUUCGUCCUCGCUGCCGUCAACAUUUGUUCCCGCAGAACAGUCGAAUAUGGCGGAUGUGGAUGAGCGGCAGAAUCUGCUGGGAGAUGAGGCCGGUAGUCGGACAGCGGGCAGCCCGAUGGCGGCGAUCUGCGACCCGAGCCGCCUCCUGCACCGGGUGGUGGUCCUGUGCUUCAUGUGCUUCCUGGGAUUCGGAAGCUACUUCUGCUAUGAUAAUCCGGCUUCACUUCAGACCCAAGUCCUCCAGGAUAUGAACCUAAACACUGCACAGUUCAUGGAGCUCUAUGCUUGGUACUCCUGGCCGAAUGUGAUCCUUUGCUUCUUUGGGGGAUUCUUAAUUGACAGAGUCUUUGGCAUCAGGCUGGGGACCAUCAUCUUUUCUCUCUUUGUCUGUGUCGGACAGGUCAUAUUUGCCGCUGGAGCUUUAGUAAAUCUUUUCUGGGUGAUGGAAGCUGGACGUUUUGUCUUUGGAGUUGGAGGCGAGUCAUUGGCUGUUGCCCAAAACACAUAUGCAGUCAACUGGUUCAAAGGGAAGGAACUCAACCUGGUGUUUGGCUUACAGCUUAGCAUGGCUCGACUGGGCAGCACAGUAAACAUGAACAUCAUGGGCUGGGUGUACAACAAGGUGUCUGCCCUUGUGGGUUCAGCGGGACACACCACAUUAGGCAUCUCACUCAUGAUAGCUGCGGUAACCUGCCUGUUCUCACUAAUCUGUGCUUUGGUGUUGGCAUUCCUUGACAAAAGAGCUGAAAAGAUCCUCCAUAAGGAACAAGGAAAAACAGGUGACGUGAUUAAGCUGAUAGAUGUGAAGGACUUCCCCUUCCCCCUGUGGCUCAUCUUCCUUAUUUGUGUGGCCUACUAUGUUGCUAUCUUCCCCUUCAUUGGACUGGGACAGGUGUUCUUCAUUGAAAAAUUCAAUUUUUCCCCAGCAGAAGCCAGAGCUGUCAACAGCAUCGUAUACAUCAUCUCAGCCCCAGCAUCUCCGAUUCUGGGCCUCCUAGUUGAUAAGACGGGCAGGAAUGUGGUUUGGGUAAUAUGCGCUGUCGUUGCCACCCUCGCUGCUCACAUGAUGUUGGCCUUCACAUUCUGGAACCCAUGGAUCGCCAUGUCCCUGUUAGGUGUGUCCUACUCGUUGCUGGCCUGUGCAUUGUGGCCCAUGGUGGCCUUCGUGGUCCCUGAGCAUCAGCUAGGGACGGCAUACGGUUUCAUGCAGUCAAUCCAGAACUUGGGACUCGCUCUCAUUGCCAUGGCAGCAGGAGCCAUUCUAGACAGCAGAGGAUACUUGGUUUUAGAAGUGUUUUUCUGCGCCUGCAUCUGCAUUGCUCUGAUGGCGGUGGUGUCGCUUCUCAUCGUGGAUUAUCUUCGAGGAGGGGAUUUGAACCGGUCUGCUUCAGCCAGAGCCAAACUCCUAAAAGAAGCCACUUCAGAUGCAAAAUGAUGAUGAUGAUGAUAAGGGAACACACAUGGCCCUGGGCUUCAGAGCCAGCAAGCUGCACUGCCCACCCCAAAGCUGUCAGUCAACUGCCAUGGGGCGGGACUGCGCUACUGACUCCGCCCAGUGCUGUAAUCUGUGCCUCUUCCCACCCCAACUGACUGUCUGGCUGUAAUUGUUUUUUAAUAGCUGAUUAUCUGCCAAUCAACACCCUGACUAACGAUACUGAUACUGAUCACAUACUGACUCUGUAUUCUCCGGGACUGACUCUGAUAACUCCUGUGUGUCCUGCUGCCAAACUUCAGCAUCAACUUUGUUUUGAUUAGUUUCAUCUCAUGAUAACAAAAGCAAACUUAAUGCUUGGUGUCGUUAAGCACUUUACAUGUCUAAAUUGAUCAGUUGUGGAAUAGUACUUCUAUCGAGACAAACCAUUGAUUUCUAAUCCAAAUUAGCAAACAGUGGAGGUUAGAAAUUAAAUCAUUUUACUUGUCUGAAGAGUCACACAGCAAACCUAAAAAAAAAACUUUACACAUUAUUGUAUAGGAACGAGUAACAUCAGCAAUUUGUUACCUUGUUCAGCCAUUCUUUUUUUUUCUUUUAUUAUUCCGUA